AUGAUUCACAACGAGAUUGCCCAGGUACAACAACAGGACGUUUUGCAUUCCCACGAUGCUGGGACCAUGGUAACCGUGGCAUCUGUGAGACAGCUUUCACUGGGUGAUUCCGAGGUUUACUUUUCCUCUUCUGGAUCAGAGCCAUUAUGCAAAGGAUUUCAGUCAUCCAAUUUUGGUUAUUCGAAAACCAUUGGCUCCACCGGCAGAGGAAAGGGCAACUGUUGUGUGGAUUAUGGCUCUGGUGAUGACGAUAACACGACAAAUAACAAUUACUAUACGGCUGUCAGGCUGAAUAUGUCCCAUUCAACACCUACUCAGAUGUCCCAUUCGCUUGAAUCCAUGCCCAGCACCCAAGCCAACCGAGAGGAACGCUUGCUUUUUUUAAAAGAAAUCGGACAAGCUAGAGCUGAGCUUGUAAGAUUUCGAAAUGAAAUGCAUGGGCUGGCCCAACAAAUCAAUGGCAUCGAAACCGAUCUUCGUGAUUCAAAGGACAGAGUCAACGAGAUUGAAGAAGACUUGACGGCCACACAAGAAGUGAAUGUAAAUUUGCAAGUUAUUCUAGAAAGAGCCGUUCAUCAGCAGAAGGAAUGCGAUGUGGUCGCUACGCGGGCGAUGCGACACAUUCAUGCGGAUUUAGCGAGUGUUGUUUAUGAUACCACGCAACUUCAAGAUCGAUUAAAGACGAUUGCGAAUUAUCAACGGGAACACGCAGGUAGUGUUUCGGAUGUGGUGGAAAGGAUGCGUGAAUACGUGCAGAUGCUGGAACAAGCGCACGGUACGAUUCAAAUGCUGCAAGAGUCAAAACCCGGCAACGUGGACGACGUGCUACUGUCGUUACAGGUUCGCCAUGGCACGAUGCCCGACUAUAUCAGCGAAACUUCAUCUACCGUGACGGAAGAUGAUGAAGAAGAACCCAAACGGAAUGACCGGUCCGCGGUACCGUAUGAAACACUGGAGAUUUAUCGCCAUCGAAUUAUUAGAAAACGAUCGUCGCUUCCUGGGAUAUCGACGACGAGUGAUCAACUUAAAUCUUCUCUGCUUUCGCACCCACUGCCACAACAGGGAUUGCGGUUACUACUGACUGAUACUCACCCGAGCUUGACCAUGGCAACUACAUUAAAGCGUUCUUAA
This is a messenger RNA of Radiomyces spectabilis, 1131 nucleotides long. RefSeq lists its product as uncharacterized. The transcript has 6 exons. Lineage: Eukaryota; Fungi; Mucoromycota; Mucoromycetes; Mucorales; Radiomycetaceae. The coding region runs from base 1 to 1131 and encodes 376 amino acids. The record is from RefSeq and is a predicted model, not a curated record.